Messenger RNA from Diabrotica virgifera virgifera (western corn rootworm), 4529 nucleotides. Its product is annotated as E3 ubiquitin-protein ligase SHPRH-like. The coding region runs from base 200 to 4387 and encodes 1395 amino acids. The transcript is spliced from 14 exons. Gene Ontology annotation, molecular function: ubiquitin protein ligase activity; ATP binding; ATP-dependent chromatin remodeler activity. The record is from RefSeq and is a predicted model, not a curated record. Gene Ontology annotation, biological process: protein polyubiquitination; DNA damage response. Gene Ontology annotation, cellular component: nucleus. NCBI's taxonomy places the organism in Eukaryota, Metazoa, Arthropoda, Insecta, Coleoptera, Chrysomelidae.
UAACGCCAACGGGCUAACGCCCAAAACUACCCGGUACCCGACUACCCGCCAAAACACAAAACACUGUGAAUGAAACACUUGUUGACUUGUUUCGACUUGUUUUUGUUUUGUUGACCAUCGAACCGGUUACUCGGUUACUGUUUACUGUUAAUCAAGAAAGAAGCAAGAUCAAAGAAUACACUAAUCAAGAUUGUUUAAGAUGAGUGGAAGAAAGAAUACGCUAAUAAAGCAUGGAACCGACACAGUUGAAUAUUUAGAUUACAUUCCUGUAGUUAGUAAGCGUGGAAAUGUAGUUUCUAGUAAUCCAGAGAAGUUUAUCAAGGUAAAUAUUCCCAAAAAGUCGUGCAGACAAUGGUAUUUGGGAGAAAUAUUAAUGGGAUCUAUUAAUAGCACAUUCCCUGGCCGUUUAAAACCAGUAAAAGUAUCUUUCAAGUUCAAAGAUGAUAGUCCUGAGGAAGAGGGUCUGUUCGACAAGAUUAAAGUAUUAUUUGAUUCUGAUCCUGUAAUUGUUACAAAUUACACCAAUAAUGCAAGCUUUAUUAAAGAGGUAAUGAGUUUGACAAAGACAUUGUCAUUUGAUUUUUCAUGUAGAGGUGAUAAUUUGUUCCUGAGAAUAUAUUUUACUCAACUACCACUGCCACAGUUUUACCCAAAGAUAGGAAACUGCCUGAAAGAUCUUUUUAUACAGCUUUUUGGACAAAUUUGUUCCAAUACAUAUGAUAAUUUUGAAAAUACUUCCAAAAAAUUCCGUGGCAAGUCAGAGAUACAGAACUUGUAUGAUAAAUUAAAAGAAAAAAGGAAGACUGAUAAAUUUGAUUAUAAUGUUGAGGAAAAUGUGCAGCAUCACAAUUUAAAAUCUAAGUUGAAGCCUUAUCAACAAGAGUCAGUGAAGUGGAUGCUAUAUCGAGAAAGAAUGGAGGAUAGUAAAACAGAUUUCUUGGACCCAUUUUACAUCCUAAUCAAAUUAACAUCAAAUAACGAGAUAUAUUUUAACAAGUACACAGGAUUUGUAUGUAAUGAAAAGCCAAUAACUACUCUCUCUACUAAAGUUGGCAUUCUGGGUGAUGAAAUGGGUCUAGGAAAGGCUGUAGAGGUUCUAUCAUGUAUUUUACUCAAUCCCAAAAUUGAACCAAAAGAAGAUAAAAAUGAUCAUUCGAGAAAACGUAAGAGUUUCAUUGACGAAUCUAAUGAUCCCAUUAUCAAAAUUCCACAAAAGAAAUCUAAACAGAUACAGGAACCUAAGAAACCAUCGUAUGUUAUAAAACCAAGGGAGGUACAGGUAAUAAAACCAAGGGAGGUACAAGUAACAAAAUCAAAGGAGGUAAAAGGCAAAACCAUUCAUUCCAAACGAUUUGAAAAUGUUGAUAGAAUAUCUGUUCGGUGUGUUUGUAGAGAAAACGGUGUGUCAGAGGAAACAGCUAUUAAAUGCACAAGUUGUAAUAUAUAUCAACACCCCAAAUGCUUGGGAUACACAAAAUCUUUAGGGAGGUAUUUUUGUCCACAAUGCUGGAUCAACCAGCCACUUAUAGAGUCCAAAGCUACUCUAAUAGUAACUCCUGUAGCUUUGAAAAACCAGUGGUGCAACGAAAUUGCCAAAUAUGUUAAAGGAAACUUGAGAGUUCUGCAGUAUCAAGGACACAGUGUUAACCCUGUUUACCCCACUGAGCUAAAAGAGUACGACAUUGUUUUAACCACUUACAGUAUGCUUCAGCACGAAUUAAAACCAGAGGCCAAUACUUUAAGACAGGGAAAAAAGUCCUUUAAACCUUGUUGUCCAUUGACAAGGAUCAAAUGGUGGAGGCUUUGCCUGGAUGAGGCGCAAACUGUCGACACUCCUGACCAUCUGGUGUCUGUGAUGGCUAGGAAAAUUGAAGCUGUUCAUCGCUGGGCGGUGACUGGAACGCCCAUUUCAAAGAACGUAUCAGAUUUAUACUGCUUAAUAGAUUGCUUACAAAUAUCUCCUUAUAACGAUAUUGCUACAUGGCAGAAGAUCUUAUACCAACCAUAUUUAGUGGGCAACGAAGAACCGUUGUUGAAUUUUUUAUCAACGAUCCUGUGGAGAACUGUGAAGAAAGAUGUAGCGGAUCAAGCCGACAUACCGAAACAAACCUACUUGCACCACACGCUGGACUUUUGUGCGAUGGAAAAGUAUUUUUACAAGAAGCAACUCAAACUCAGUGGCCACGUUUUGGAAAAAAGAUGUAGUCCCUACAAUCCUGCUAUAUGUCUCGAUAAUUUGGCCAAGCAAAAUAUAUUUGGACAGGCUCUAGAAAAUAUAUUAGAACCAGUAUUAGACUUAAGACGGAUGUGUGUUAUUAUGACAUCGUCUAAAAUGAAGGCAUUUAAAUAUGUACUGAAUACGCGAAUUUCCGAUAACUUUAACGAUAUGAGAGAUUGUUUCCAACUAAUUAUUUCGAAAUAUAACGGUUUAGCUGGUAUCCAUUUACUGCUGAAAAAUCCACAAGAAGCUAUAAAUGCGUACAGAGAAGUGUUACGGCUGGUCGCUAAAUUUCCCGACGAAGAUUUUCCGGGUACGAUGGGAUUUUGCCGGGAACUUUCCUCGGAUAAAUUACAAGUUAUCCACACGUUGUAUAAUCUCGCAGAAGUGUUAGAUAUGUAUCCACCGGAGCAUCCUACCUUGCGAGACACCAGUUUACGAAAUGAUUGCGAGGAGUGGGAGCAGAAAUAUUUGCGGGAGCGCAUAGAUUAUCCGUCGAACUGGUUGUUUGAUUAUUAUACAGAGACUAUGGACCGGUUACAGAAACAGUUUUUGCUCAAAGAUGGUCAGUGGUAUUCGGAUGGUUUAGACUGGAUAGUUCUGAAUGGUCUUUCCAAAGAAUUUCAUGCCAAAAUAGAUACAGCAUGCAAAGCAGCGAACAUUGAAAACAAGACAAGAGACGUCAGAGACUGGACUCUCCUUCGACUCCUAUGCAAUUGGGAAAAUGCUCUGUAUACCUUGAGGAAGGAAGUGUUCGCCGCCGUUGCCGAUCUCUACGAGAACGCACCACACAACAGAUUUAAAGUUGUCAUUAAGAAGUCUGUGGUGACCAAGGCGAUGAACUGUCACUUGCGGCCCCAGGAAAAACGAGAAAAAUCGACGAAGAAAUGUCCGACGUGUCUCUUUAACAAGUGUUUGGAGAAAUACGAGUUAACAUUGUGUUAUUAUAGAGAGUGCGGAUACAACGAACAUGUGUAUGACUGGAAGCCGACGCCGACGCUCCCAGAAAUCGUCAUGCAAUCAUUACACAGCAUCCUAAAACUACAUAAGGCGGAUAAAAAAUUAAUUCAAGAUGGCGAAAUACAAAGUAAUAUUAUUAAAACCUUGAAACAGGAGUAUAGGGAACUGUACUCUUUCUGGGAUGACUUAAAAAUGCAGGUUUGGGAUCUUUAUCAAUUUAACAUGUGCAAAGUGCGGUUGCAGCUCAAACCCGAAGAAGAAGAAGAAAAGGAGGAAAUUAACAAUACCUUGAAUAGCUUAACCUACAAAUUACAGAGCAAAGGCAAAACCAGACAUUUACUUAGCGUUCACGAGCUAGAUCACCAGUUGAAAUUACAUCAAACCGAUAUUAGUGAGAAAACAAGAAAGUUUGAGAAGCUUUGGGCUGAGCACAUUGAUCUAAACAAGCAACUUUCUGAAGGCCGUGGUCCAUAUCCUUGCCCUAUUUGUCACAAUCAACUGGAACUACAUUGGUGUGCCUUAUCCUGUGGACAUUACUAUUGUUUCGAGUGUAUAGAAGUGAUGUUACAGCAGGUUGCAGAAGACUUUAUAGAAUGUUCUGUAUGCAGAGAUAGACAGUUGCAUAAAGUCUCAUACAUUGACGCCAGAGAAACAGUUACAGACUGCCCUAAAAUAGAAAAAUACAUUUACUCCACGAAGAUAUCACAAAUAGUGAAAGUGUUAAUGGAAUUGAAGAAAGAAGAUAAAGGCGUCAAAGUAUUGCUUUUUUCGUCGUGGGAAGACGUUUUAGAUGUUGUAAAGAAAGAGUUAGAUAAGAACGAGAUUUCGUCUGAAUUGGCACUGCCUGAUAACGUUAACGUCAAAAUUAGAAAUUUUAAGAAUCCUGCCAAGAAUGUCACAGUCCUUCUUCUACCAGUAGAGUUGGAAUUGAAAGAUAUAAAUUUAUCCGAAGCUAAUCACAUUAUGUUCGCGGAACCUCUUAUGAAUCCUGAGGAUGAACUACAAGCGAUUGGUAGAAUUGACCGAAUAGGACAAAAAAGAGACACCUUCAUCCACAAGUUCCUGAUGAAAAACACCAUAGAAGAAGAUAUACAUCAGGCGACAACAUCAAAUGCUCAAAAAUGGGGAAAAAAAGUUGUGACCAUUCAACGACUGUUAGAUUUGUUUAAGGUGCCGGAGUUGGCUGAUCGUCCUGAAGAAGAGACUUAAUAUAUGAGAAAGAAGAGGUGAUUAAACGAGUUUUUCUUGCAAGAGACCCUUGGAUGAAAACUAGUUUCCUAUAGAUUGCGAUUUACAUUGUUCAUGGUAGACUUGAACCUAUCAGUAUUAUAUGCUCUGUUUUUCUUGUUAA